ACGCCAUGAAUUAAUUGAAUCCAAAAUGGCUGAAAAUUGUACAGAAGAGCAAACGCCGUGAGACCCGUGUGUUUUCAUAUCAAUUUAUGGUAAUAAAACCACCAAUCUAGCAAAUAAACAAUUGCAUCCCCCGCGAAGCAAACACAAACAAAAUGCCGAUGGUUUGCAAUGUGUGCGAGCACGACGAGAAAUUGAGAAGUUAAGUGGACGUAUAAAAUGAAAGUUGUGUUGUAGUUGUCGCUCCGUGAGAAGAUUGCUGCGAAACGCAGAGAAAAUUUUUUUGCAAGCAAGCGUCAAAUCGAAUUCGAAGGUGAAAUUAAAUUUCAUUCAAACUAAAAGCCAACUAAGAUGACUCUAGCCACUGUGAAACAGGCACAACAAUAAUAAAUUCUAAGCGAAAGCGAAACUAAUUCUGUGGAAAACGUAAGUUGGCGUUGUUUUGUGGCUGCGCUACCUCAAUUACCGCCCGCCCGCGCUCCCUUCAGCCCGUUCCGUUACUUUCGUAGGUCGCGCGCUCGUGUAUUUGUGUGUAAUUUUAGUGUGCGUGUGUAUGCAUCGGAAUGGAUUAAGGAAAUUCUCAAGAUAAAAACCAAUUUGUAAUCCUGCAGCGCAAAAAAUGUUCCACAAGGGCAGCUGCUGCUGGUGAGAGACCCUGUCUAUAAGCAAGUGAGCUAUAAUUAGCCUCUACGGCCGCCCACAUCUACCAACCACACCCACGCGGAUACCAUAACGGAAGAAUCAUACCUCUCCAAAAAUGGAUUUGGACUUGGAUCAUCAUCUGAAGAACGACUUUCUGCCGCUCAUCGCCGGCAUCAAACAGGAGCUGUUGGACACGGGGCCAUCGGAUGGCAUGCCGCAAAUGAAUAUGCAGAGCGCGGGAACGGCCAGCAGCGGCGCCGCAGCCACCACAUCCACAUCCUCGUCGAGUGCAUCUUCUGUGGGCAAUCCAUGUGACAGCGCCGAAAAACGGUCGGAGUCCAACUCGUCAGCCUCGGCCAAGUUCGCGCUGUUCAAGUGCGUCUACUGUGCACAGCUGCUGGGUUCCAAUGACCGUCCCAAGCUGCUGGAGUGCCUCCAUGUGGCCUGCUCCCAGUGCGUGAACACAAAGUUCUCGGAGCUGGACCGCUCCCUUCCGCCACUGAUACACUGUCCGGUGUGCGAUACUGGCUCACAGAACGAGUUAAUUGUGGAUAAUCAGUUCCUGAUCGAACAGUGUGCCGCUGGCGAGAGCGGCGAUGGCAGCGGCUCGGAUCUCGGACAGAAGAGCGCCCCGGCCAUUGUACAGUGCAGCAGCUGCUCGGACGGAGCAGCGGCCACGUCGUGGUGCGUGGACUGCUCGGAGUACAUAUGCGACAGUUGUGUGCAGGCCCAUCAGCGUCUCAAAAUCACCAAGGACCACACAAUCAAGCCAAAGGACGAGGCCAAUAACGAACAGCUCGCCGGCACGUCCGGCGUCGAUAAGCUGCACAUGUGCCAGCUGCAUACACAGGAGAAGCUCUCACUCUUCUGCGAGACCUGUGACAAGCUCACCUGCCGCGACUGCCAGCUGAGCGAUCAUCGGGAUCACAAGUACAAGUUCGCCCACGAAAUUGCCACAGAGUCGCGGCAAGCUCUCUCCACGCUCGUUUCUGAGAUUAACUACAAGCGUUUUCUGCUUUCGUCGGCCACCAAGGUGAUCGACGAUCGUCAGCAGCUGAUACACGACAAGAAGAAGGACCUCAUAAAGGAGAUCACCGCCAUGGCGGUGAAGAUCACCAACACGGUCAAUACGCGCGGCAAGCAGCUGAUCAUGCGCCUCAACGAAGUCUGCGACAGCAAACUGAAGGUGCUCGUGGAGAAAAAGGAGACGCUGCAGCUUCUCUCCGACAACACGGAUCACUGCAUCGAGUUCAUGCAGAAUGCCCUCGACAAGGGCAGCGAUUUCGCGAUACUCUCCAGUAAAAAGUCGCUGGUGCGGCAUCUGCAGAAGCUCAAGUGCCAGCGGGCUGACAUACCCAAUCCAGAGAUACCCGUGCGCAUCCAAGUGCAGCUCAAUCAGGUGUCCGAUCUGCAGAAAGUCAUCUCACAGCUGGGCAUCAUCAUUGUCGAUGGCAAGCCGUAUCCGCCGACAGCCUCUCCAAAUGGCACGCCCCAACCACCGCCGCGACAGCCGCCCAGCCCGAAUAUGGCACCGCCAUUGCGUCCAGGCCUGCCGCCGGGCAUGUCAGCUGGCCUUUCGCCCAACGGGCCACCCGUUAACUUUGGGCCACAGAACGGUCCUCCCAUGUACAGCACUGCUGCGGCCCAGCAGCAGUUCAACAAUCUCUCUGCAAUGAGUCGUUCCUUUCCGGGCGAUGGACCAGUACGCUUUGCAGGUAUGCCACCAGUGGGCAUGCAACGACACGGCCAGCCACAUGUAAGCUCCUCCACACAUCCGCAGAAUAUGGACAUCAGCCUGCGAGGUCUGUUGAACAAUCAGGCAGCCCAGAGUCCCAAUGCCGGGCACAUGGGUUUCAAUGGUCCGCCCAGCUAUCCGGGUGGACCGCAGGGCGGUCCCUCGCCAGCCCAUCAACAGAUGGGGGGACCGCAGAUGAGACCGCAUUUCAUGGGCGGCCAGCAGGGUUUCUCACAGGGCGGUGGCGGAGGACCAGGCGGCGGGCCCAGGGACAACAACUUCAUGAGCAGCAAUGCAGCACGCUUUCAGUCGCAGUACCAGCGCAUGGCGAGCCAUGCCCAGCAGGCGGCCGUAGCUGCCAUGGCCGGGGCAGGUGGUGGAGGCGGACAGAUACCGUCUCCCGGGGCACUGCAGCGCCCACAAAUGAUGCAAAAUCCCAUGCAGAAUUCGUUGGGGUUUCAUGGGAGCCAGGCUGGCUUUAAUACCGGCCCACCGCAAACGUCGCCUCAGUUAGGCGGCGGCAUGCACAGCCUGGCGAAGUGGCACAUACCGCAAUCCGCGCAGCAGUCGAGCAUGUGUUCUCAGCAGGGUCCCCUUUUGCCGUUUGCCAAUGGCCGCCAGACAUCGGAAAAUUUUAAAAUAUCUUUGAAAUCGCCCAACACGCUCAAGAACAGUACACCGCCCAGCUUGGGAUUGGGUGUCCCGGGUGGUAUGCCGGGCCUAGGCAAUGGCUCGUCGAUUAAUGCGCAGCUAAAUGCUGCCGCCCUAGGGCUUGGCCCCUCCGUCUCAAUACUCUCCAAUGUCACCUCGACAAAUCCAAAGACACCCAGUCCCAGCACUCAUGAGAACACCAAGGACUUUACCGAGCCCAUUGACAAGGUGCGCGAUGACUCCAUCAACGAUCUGAUAGCAACCAUUGCCAAGCUGGACUCUAAUGGGGUGCAAGUGUUGCCCGAGGGCCGUACAAAGACCACCUCGCCGCAGGUGCACAGCUCCACGGAUCUGUCAAACACGCAAGAAGAUGACCCCAAUGAGGAUUGGUGCGCCGUUUGCCUGGAUGGCGGCGAGCUAAUGUGCUGCGACAAAUGCCCCAAGGUUUUCCAUCAGAACUGUCACAUACCCGCCAUCAGUUCGCUGCCAGACGAGAGCGAGAGCUGGCAGUGUCUGCUGUGCGUUAAUCUCAAGGAGCUGACCAAGAACGACGGCACCGGCACCACCACCGACAAGACAUCCCAUCCGGGUGAGCUGAGCAGCCUGGAGCUGAGGAUAUUGCAGCGCAUUUGCCUGGAGCUGUACUGUCAGUAUGAGCAGAGUCUCAACUUCCGUGAACCGGAGUCACCGGCCAACACUUCCUACUACGAGAUUGUGUCCAGUCCCAUGUCCCUGGAUGUGAUACGCACGCGUUUGGAUCCCUCCAGCCCCAAUCAUUACAAAGAUAUUGCUGGCUUUGUGACCGAUGUGCGUUUAAUAUUCUCCAACACAUAUCUGUUCUAUCAGGACACGAAAACGUACACCAAUGCCAAAUACUUGGAGAAUUUCUUUGAGGAGCAACUGGCCAAAUGGCUGCCCAAUUUCGAGGGCAAGGUGUCUGGCAAGGGCGGCAGCGCCUCCAGUUCGCCCGCUCUGCUAGCGGCGGCGGGCAUUGCGGCUGGUUCGCCAUCACCCAUCGAGAAUGGGCGCAAAAGCUGCGGCUCGGCCUCGUUGGGUGACAAUGAUGGUGCCUGCUUGCCGGCCAAACGGCCACGAAGGACUCUGCACGAAUAGGACGAACUUUUGCCCGGUCAAAAGGGCAUUGACGAGCAGCAGCCGGGGCCGACGGCGCAGCAUUUAGGAAUAGGACAGGCAGGUCAGCAACAGCAGCAGCAACAACAGAAUACAACUUUUGACAUGGAGACGGAGCUGGAUUUCGAUAUGCUGCAGCGAUCGCAAGGUCUGGGCAGCACCGUCAUACAGGAGAGUGCCGACUAUGUGCUCCAGCUUCUGCAUGCGUAUGCAGCCGCUUUUGGACUUUAAAAAUGUCACAAAGCUACAUAUCCACCGUACUCUAGUGUUGGGUAAACAUCGUUAACAGAUCGAACUCAAAGGAAUGAUUAACAUGAACUUAUUCAGUUCGUUUACCCAACACCACCGUACUCUACUCAAUCCGUAGUCUUCACUGUAUAGCCGUUCGCUUCCACCCUGAAACUUGAGAUACACGUUGGCACUUCUAAGCUCUCUAGCGAACAAAACCGAAAUAUGUAGGUGUUCCCACAUAAAUGUCUAGUGUUAAAUCGCAUCUGUAAAUAACCGACGCCAAGUCAUUUGAUAUGAUUUUAUUUUGACGUUCAAAGGAAAUGGUUGAAUGUAUGUAAACUCCGUCUCUCCAUUGACAUGAUUAGGUACAUCAUUAAAUAAAUACAAUCUAA
Molecule: messenger RNA, 4779 nt
Organism: Drosophila guanche
Lineage: Eukaryota; Metazoa; Arthropoda; Insecta; Diptera; Drosophilidae
Gene: bon
Product: transcription intermediary factor 1-alpha
Exons: 10
Coding region: 755-4138 (1127 amino acids)
Biological process (GO): positive regulation of DNA-templated transcription
Cellular component (GO): nucleoplasm; chromatin
Molecular function (GO): ubiquitin-protein transferase activity; protein binding; zinc ion binding
Source: RefSeq, a predicted model, not a curated record